AUGGCAGCUUUGAGUCCUUUUUAUGACUCAGCUUGCCUGAAGACUGUCCUCAACGCACUCACCAAAGUCUUCAUCUGCCAAUGGUGGGGGAACUGCAGGAGAAGACAGAAGAUGAGUGAAGCACAGCAAGACAAAAACCAGGAUGGAACCAUGUCUGAGCUCAGGAUUGUGCUGCUUGGUAAGACUGGAGCUGGGAAGAGUGCAACAGGAAACACCAUCCUGGGGAGAGAGGCCUUUACAGCAGAAAUAUCCUCUGACUCUGUGACUGCAACAUGUCAGAAGCAGAGUGAUGAGAUGGCUGGGCGUCGUUUUACACUCGUUGAUUCUGUAGGAUUAUUUGACACAGAGAAGAAUGAAGAUGAACUGAAAAGAGAGAUAGAGAACUGUGUUAAGUCAUCUGAUCCGGGGCCCCACAUUUUUCUGCUGGUGAUCAGACUGGAUGUGAGAUUCACAGAGGAGGAGAGAAAUGCAGUGAAGUGGAUCCAGAAGAACUUUGGUGAGGGAGCAGCAGAGUUCACCAUGGUGCUGUUCACUCAUGCUGAUAAACUGAAGGGGAAAUCAGUGAAAGAUAUAAUAACAAAAGACCUACACACCUCGAAGUGUGGGGGUGGAUAUCACACCUUUAGUAAUGAACAGAAAUGUGACGAGACUCAAGUCAAAGAGCUGUGGAAGAAGAUGGAUGUCAUGGUGAAGAAUAAUCGGUGGAGAUUUUACACAAAUGAGAUGUACCAGGAGGCUCAGAAACAGCUCAGAGAAGAGGAGGAGAGGAAGAGACAGGAGGAGGAGAAACUAAGAAUGGAGAAUAGAGACAGCAGAAAGAAAAGAAGAAACAAAGAAAGAUAA
This is a messenger RNA of Alosa sapidissima (American shad), 843 nucleotides long. Its product is annotated as GTPase IMAP family member 7-like. Gene Ontology annotation, molecular function: GTP binding. NCBI's taxonomy places the organism in Eukaryota, Metazoa, Chordata, Actinopteri, Clupeiformes, Clupeidae. The transcript has 3 exons. The record is from RefSeq and is a predicted model, not a curated record. Bases 1 to 843 code for a protein of 280 amino acids.